CUCUCGCUCUCGCUUUCUCACAAUCUUUUCAGGGAAAGAGAGAGAGAGAGAGAGAGAGAGAUGGAUGAAGAGGACGAGCUUGGGGGUUGGGAUAAGGAUUUUCUCGACGCAGCGUUCAAAGCCGAAGAGAUUCUUCUCUCUACACAACCACCUCCGCCUGCUCCACCGACUGUUCCGCCUCCUGCUCCUGCUCCGGCGUCGGAGAGUGUGGAGUUACAUUCACGCCAUAAAAUUCAAGUUCGUGAUCCUUUCGCAAGCUUCUCUCCACCGAGAGUACUCUCUCAGAGAGCAGGUGACGCGGUAACUGAUUACUCGGCGGCUGCUGUUAGACCAAUCUCUCCGACUCGUCGUAAUGAUAGCGAGAAAGAUGUGGAAAUCGAGCGCUUAAAGAAGGAGCUAGGGCGUGUCUCCAAGCAGCUGCUUGAUAUGGAACAAGAGUGUUCUCAGCUUAAGAAGGGCAAAAGCAAAGAGACACAGGUCAAAAGUGAGAGUAAAGGGAGAGGUGCGACAGUUCAUGCUUCUAUGAGAACAAACUUGGAACCGGAUGCUGCAACUUCUGUGAAUGAUGGAGGAAUCGAUUCUACAGCUGGGUUAGAUGAUAAAAAAAGCUUCAAGGCCACUGGUGUUCAAGCGGAUCUGGCAAACCAUUCUGACCUUUCAAAGAAGCUGCUAGAUAUCUGGCGCACCUCAAAUUAUCAAGACCCAAGGAGAAAUCUGAUCUCGGAGCUGCUACUGGCUUGUUCAACAGAUCUCCAGAUUCUCUUUGGUUUUAUGAACACUAGUACGCCUCCCCAAGAAAAAGACAGACAAGCAGCCAAAAACUUGUCUAAUAUGCAAUCAUCUAAACCGUUAGAGUCUGAAAAAGUAUGUCAACUAUAUUCUGCUGUAACAAAGAUCAGCUAUGGGUUUGUAAAUUUGAAGACCUUAGUUGAACCACUCCUUGAUCUUUGUAAUGCGGAAAAUGCCAUUCUUGUUCAUAGAUCUCUGCAUGUACUACAUGUGCUCUUGGAACAUAUAUGUGGUGUUGAAAACAGAUUUGAAGCCAGGGACAAUAUCACAGAUGAGGAGGAGCCAAGCUCUUGUGAGGUCGCCGAAUUUCAUGGAUACAAAGGAAGGAAGACUAACUUGAGCAUUGGAGAGUCAGAAGGAAGGAAGACUAACUUGAGCAUUGGAGAGUCAGUUUACUCGAGUAAUAUUCCAUUUCAGGGAAGAUCUGAUGCAGAGACUAGUAAGAAGAGUCAAGCAGGAGAUACUGAUAAACCUCAGCCAAGUUGGGAUGCAAACUGGCAUUCUCUGUUUGAAUUGAUGAAUCAAAUCGCUAGUAGAAGAACCGAAGAGAAUGUGAAACUGGAAGCAGUGUCGAUAAUGAACAUAAUCGUGAUGAGAACUAAUGCUUAUACCGAGAGAGAAACUUUUGUAUCCGAGCAAGUGUUUUCGAGCAUUUCGCUACUUUUAAAGAAAGAAGCUGGCUUACGUGUGCGUAAAGGAGCUAUUCAUCUUUUCUUCCUUCUGCUCAACUGUCCUAAAGUGUUAGCUAGAUUUGACUCUCUCCAUGAGAAAAAUAAAUCUUCAGCUUCUGGGAACAACAGCCAAGAAAAUCUGUUUCCUUUGGAACCAUUUCGUAAGAUCUUUGAAGGUCUAGCAGAUUGUCUAACUUCUCCCAGAAAGACAUCAGAGGAUCUGGAACUCUGUCGGAAUGUAAUAAUGAUCUUGGCCUUAGCAGCUUCUUCAGGAAACUCUGGCUAUGAACUUCUCUCAAGUCACAACUUACCUCAAGACACCAGCUUUUUGAUGCUGAUACUGCAUCUUUUAGCAGCGGAGAUAGAUUCCGAAUCAACAGAGCUUCAUCCGAACGCAGAAGUAUUCAAAGCGAGGACACUAUUGAUGAGAGAGAUAUUGAUAUUACUAAACAGGCUAGUCUCUGGUUCUUCAAGCUCUUGUACAGUUCUAAGGGAACUAACGAAGAGCAGAGACAUGGCGAGUCUAACGGUUGAUGCAGCCACAAGAUUGUCCCGUAAAAGAAACUUACUUGGACAGCCUGAAAGCAGUGUUGAGAGAAUGAGAGGUUCGGAGAUCACGGAUUUAGCACGCAUUUUCAAGAGACGAGUUUUCGCAUUCUUAGGUGACAACAGUAGUUGAUAGGCUCUCAUCUCAUCAUCGGGGGGUUUCCUUGUUUUGUUUUUUUCGGUGAGCAUGAUGUAUAUGUGCAAAGUUUUGAUUGAGGAAGCAUCUAUACAUGAUGGUACCUUUCGGCUAUUACAACUGUUGUGUUCAUUUGUAUUUUUUUUUGUUUGAGACACUUGUAACAAGGAACAACGACACUGAAAUCGACUACUUUAGACGUACAA
This is a messenger RNA of Raphanus sativus (radish), 2348 nucleotides long. Its product is annotated as protein SENSITIVE TO UV 2. The transcript is spliced from 12 exons. NCBI's taxonomy places the organism in Eukaryota, Viridiplantae, Streptophyta, Magnoliopsida, Brassicales, Brassicaceae. The coding region runs from base 61 to 2139 and encodes 692 amino acids. The record is from RefSeq and is a predicted model, not a curated record. Gene Ontology annotation, biological process: DNA damage response.